Messenger RNA from Poecilia latipinna (sailfin molly), 1297 nucleotides. It is a transcript of the gene nicol1, whose product is annotated as NELL2 interacting cell ontogeny regulator 1. The transcript has 4 exons. The coding region runs from base 135 to 410 and encodes 91 amino acids. NCBI's taxonomy places the organism in Eukaryota, Metazoa, Chordata, Actinopteri, Cyprinodontiformes, Poeciliidae. The record is from RefSeq and is a predicted model, not a curated record.
UCAGGUAUCCAUCGGCGCAUGCGCACUUCGCUGAUCUAUAUAAAUCAUUGCUCGGUAGGCAUUUUAAGGCUGAUCAAGUGGGUAAAAAAAAAAGCAUCCUCGGCUCAUUGAAGGAGGCUGACCGGACCUUCGCCAUGGCGUCCAGUGGAUCAUAUGUGCAGGUAGCGCUGGUUCUGCUGGCGGUCCAGCUCGUCUGUGUCGGAGCCGCUGAGGCGGAUCAGGAGACGGGGACCGUGAUCCCUGCCGAAAGUCGUCCAUGCGUUGACUGCCAUGCCUUUGAGUUCAUGCAGAGGGCGCUGCAAGAUCUGAAGAAGACGGCUUUUAACCUUGAUGCCAGGACGGAGACUCUGGUGCUGCGGGCCGAGAGGAGGGCUCUGUGCGACUGCAUGCCCACCACCACGCUGCGCUGAGCCGCGCUGACAACGAUCCGUCUCCAACCUCUACACGUGUACAGAAACUCCCAUCUGAACUUCUCUGAACGACAGGCACUUUAUAUGAUUUGUUUUCAUCUCAUUUGGAUGCAGCUCUGAUUUCCACCACAGGGGGCGUCAUUGUUUCUUUGUUUGUUUUUUGCCUCAUUUAAGACGCUGACAGCAACGUUUGCGAAUCCCCACAUCUCUGAAUUUCCCUCGUCGAAGCAUAAACACGUUUUUUCUACUUUCUAGUAACUGACUGUAAAACGUAGACGCAGUAGGAUGCAUCUGUAUAUGAUUGUGUUGUAUGAGGUCACUGUUUACACUUCGAACUGUAGCAUCAGAGUUUAUUUAACUGCUCACAAUAAUGGCAGUUUGACAUAGUAAUUUAAGACAACGAGAACAAUCUGACUGUAAUUUAAAUAAUUGUAAUUAGCCGACUCAGAGCCUGUGGGAGCGGAUGGGUCACUUACAAAGGAAAGUUCUGUUUCCUCCACGGUCAGCCGUGGAGACGUUUUUGUUUCUGUGAAGGUACUUUUAGCAAGAACACUCGUAGGUCUUGGUUUAGCACAGCACUGUAGCAUGAAUUUAUAGCACUUUCGUUUCACGUGGUAAAGGUUGGUGUGUGUAAACGGUGUGAACGCGCUUCGGCGUACGUCUGCGGCGCUCGGCCCCGAUUUCGAGGCGUCUGCAGGAAAAAGUGAUGAGGCGGGCGGGAUCGGAUGAGCUGCGGCGUCAGCAGGGAGGCGGAGGAGGGGAUGAAGAGAACUGCAGCAGGGAACAGAAAACCAUCUUACCGUUUCAUUAACAAUGUACUUUGCAAGUCACGAGAGGCUCCACUUACAGUGUUAAUGUUGUACCUAUAAAUAAAUUCACCAAACAAC